GCAAAUAUAUUUCUAAAGAUCAUUGCAGUAUGCCACUUUUGGCACAACCAAACGAAAUUUGAGUUCAAGUACAUCGAUAUAACGUGGAAUAGAGCUAUGAUAUCUAAGGCAAAUGUAUCCCUAUGACUUAAAUGAUCACACACCACUUUACUGCUCUCAUCGAACGGAUGUAUACUUUUCUCUUGGCUAGACUAUCAAGUGGAUCUUUGACUUAAAGCUAGCUUCAGACUAUAUAUAAUUAAAAUAGUUCAAACGUGCUGAAUAUAGUGCUAGUAGUUCUUCAAGUGCGACAGGAUAAACUUGGCUCUCUUUGCGUGAUAGAAAUCGUCGUGAGUGAUUCCCCGUGUAUAUUUUCGAAAAGAGAUAGCCAUGCCUUACCGAAGAAGUGUUUCUAUACUUUGGGUUCAACGAUUUGCUGUGGUUUCGAUUCUCGUGGUUACUUGGACUCGAAUGGUUGCUAGCAAUCCCACAGGCUUGAGCCGAUUCCAGCAGUUGUUCCGCAACCAAUCGACACCGGUUGAUCUGGACGCAUUUCCUGGUCAGCUCUGUUUGAGACAAUGCGACCAAACUAAACCUCGGGUUUGCUAUUUCAAGUGGACUUUAGAGCACUAUCAUGCUAUGGGACCGGCCUGCAAAAACUGCGCGGAGGGUAACCGCACUGACUGCUAUCGCAGCGCUUGUCUGACAGCGGAUGGUAUAGAGCGGGGCGUCAUGUCAAUUAAUCGGCAGAUUCCCGGUCCGGCCAUUCAGGUGUGUAAAGACGAUCUGAUUGUUAUUGACAUGACCAACGCAAUGGGCGGCACUGCGGCUACUAUGCAUUGGCACGGACUGCACCAACGGGAUACACCCUACAUGGACGGUGUUCCGUUCAUUACCCAGUGCCCAAUUGAUUUCAUGAGCACCUUUCGCUAUGCAUUUUGGGCUACACAACCUGGAACACAGUUCUACCAUUCGCACAGUGGACAUCACAAAGUUAAUGGUCACUAUGGUGCUAUGAUCGUUCGGGAACCAGAAACUAACGAUCCGAAUGCGGUCCUGUACGAUUUUGAUCUACCUGAACACACGAUGGUCGUGUCCGAUUGGAUGCAUUAUGAUGGGGAGAUGUUUAUGCCAGGGCUUCCAUCAGGCGGCGGAAUCUUACCAGUCAAUGUUUUGAUCAAUGGCAAAGGCACUUUUACCAAAGCGAACGGCACCCAGACGAGUGUUCCCCUAGAGGUGUUUCGAGUUCGUAAAGGAGGCCGCUAUCGGUUUCGUUUCAUUAACGCAGCUAGCCACGUGUGUCCACUGGAACUGCAGUUGCUGAAUCACACACUCGAGAUCAUCGCCAGUGAUUCGUACCACCUGCAGCCUUUCACUGUAAACACACUUGUCUCGACAUCCGGAGAGCGAUAUGACUUCGUUGUGCACGCUGACCAACGGAGCGAUGACUACUGGCUUCGCAUAAGAGCGAUCGGACCCUGUGAACCUAGGAAAAUCGAGCAGCUUGCCGUGCUUUCGUACCAGCCACUGUCCGUUCCGGAAGAGGAUAUUGCAUUUCCCAACCAGAAGACUCCCAGUUACGAUGAGAAUCUGUUUGCCAGUCCUAUUUAUGCGAAUCAUCCAAAUACAACCUGUGGCGUUUCACGGCCGGACGUAUGCAUAACAGACUUCAAAGCCCACGAAACAGACGACGACAUUAUCAAUGGAAUCCCCGAUAAACAGUUCUUCCUCGCAUUUGAAAAUUAUCGAUUGGAUUUCAACAUUGCAUUUGCCGAAAACAGUUACGAGCAUUUUAUGAACAUUCAUGACGAUGUUCUCCUUCAAGGCGGUAUCAAUAAUAUUAGCUUUACCUACCCACCAUACUCCCUGUUAACCCAGCCAGAACUAAUUUCUGAAGAUAUGUUCUGUGACGACGAUGUUAAACCUGCACGUUGUGAACGACAACAACAUUGUACCUGUAUUCACAGAUUAAAAAUUCCCCUGGGAUCACUGGUCGAAUUAUACAUCCUGGAUUACACGGCGGAAAUAAACCCACUUAAUCAUCCAUUUCACUUGCAUGGGUACCAGAUGUAUGUAAUGUCAAUGGGUCAAGAUCCUCGGCGCCCCAUUACCUUAGCUCGCGCACAAAGUAUUGCUCGCCAUCAAGCUAUGCACCGGACUCGAGUGGAGACGUUUCCACCGAUAAAAGAUACGGUUUCGAUUCCAAGUAAAGGGUACACCGUAGUACGUUUUCGAGCAGACAAUCCCGGUUUCUGGUUGAUGCACUGUCACUUCGAGUGGCACACGGCCGUCGGAAUGGCUCUAGUAUUGCAGGUCGGAGAACAUCGCGAUUUUGUACGAGCACCGAGCGGGUUUCCAACGUGCAACAAGUAUCAACCCGAUGUGGAUGAGUCACUCUUUGCUCUGUGA
Sabethes cyaneus is the source of this 2388-nucleotide messenger RNA. RefSeq lists its product as uncharacterized. The transcript is spliced from 5 exons. The coding region runs from base 370 to 2388 and encodes 672 amino acids. Gene Ontology annotation, biological process: iron ion transport. Lineage: Eukaryota; Metazoa; Arthropoda; Insecta; Diptera; Culicidae. Gene Ontology annotation, cellular component: plasma membrane. The record is from RefSeq and is a predicted model, not a curated record. Gene Ontology annotation, molecular function: copper ion binding; oxidoreductase activity.